GUGCAGUAGAAUAUUCAUAUGAACACGGUCUUUGCGAUUUGGCCAAAAUAUCGAAUCCUCAUCUCCCAUUAAAUUUUUUCACCAAUUGGAAUCAAAUGAUGAAAAGGCACAUGGAUUAUUUUGACUAUGCUAUCGGGAAGAGGACUGUUUUUCAAAUCAUUUUCAACUUAACCGCUUCGAGAAGUAUCUUAAUUGUUCAAUUGAUUAAUUCGAAAACGCGUGAAACUGUCUUCUUCGUUGAUUUACCAGGGGCAGAAGAAGUCACCGAAUUGGCCCCAGAAGGAACUGACCUGGAAACAACCCGCCUGUUGAACGAGCAGUCCGAAUUUUUCGGUCAGCGUCUUCUGAAACUCACUUCUAGAUUCAGGCAUCCAUCAACGAUAUUCACCGAACAUCCGUUUUGGAUCAUCAUUAGAGAUUCUCACAUAGAUGAGUUGGUGUCACAGUUCUUCUGGAUUACGUGUACCCAGAGACCGUUACACGAGGCCAACUGUUUGAUAGCAAUUAAGUUCCUGUCAACGAUAUCGUCAUAAUUUAAGUUUGAAUUUUUCCAAGUCCGCGGUGGCCGAGUGGUUAAGGCGUCAAGACAGUGUACUGUCCCCGUGGUCUCCAUCAAACUUUAUCCCGACUUGAAGGCGAUUUUGCAAAAAAUCAAUUUCAAAACCCGUGAUAAGUUUUAAUUCGAUUCAGAUUAUGUUUAAGCAUACAAAAAUAUUAAUUUAUUCAAUGCCGUGCGAUGGAAAGCUUUUUUUCUUAGUGUCUACAAAAUGAUCGCGAGUUGUGAGCAUAACAAACCAAAAUAUUGCAGAGAGAAUUCGUUCACCACAUUGUCGCUAUCAUUGUCGAAUUUAAAACAUCUGAAUUAAAUGUCUAACCAGGGACAUCCCAGCGGCUGGACGCAAUCUAGUGGCGAGCGCCGAACUACUCUCAAUGCCACUGCCUAGCACUGGUGACUUCCCUCUCCAUGUAUAUCUUAUUGUCCAAGGAAAGAAAAGCCACUUUGUUCAAGGAAAUUUUGAUUUUCUGUAUUGUCUUUUGAAGAUUUCCACCUGCCUUCGUAAAAAAAAAAAAAAAAAAAAAAAAAAAAAACAGUAAUUUUGCAGUAAUGCCUAGCUAAGAAAUCAAUCAAUUGAUCGUUUGUAUCCUAAACCAGCCAAAAUGAAAAGCUAUUUUAUUUUAAAAAAUAAAACUGCUUAAAAAUUUACUCGUUACCAAGGGCAAUUGAUCAAACAUUUCUAUAUAUAUUUCCUAAUAUCGUUUAGCAGUACUAAGUUUUCCCAUUACUUUUUUACUAAACA
Microplitis mediator is the source of this 1298-nucleotide messenger RNA. RefSeq lists its product as uncharacterized. The transcript has 2 exons. The record is from RefSeq and is a predicted model, not a curated record. Bases 96 to 533 code for a protein of 145 amino acids. Lineage: Eukaryota; Metazoa; Arthropoda; Insecta; Hymenoptera; Braconidae.